Molecule: messenger RNA, 1168 nt
Organism: Lycium barbarum (goji berry)
Lineage: Eukaryota; Viridiplantae; Streptophyta; Magnoliopsida; Solanales; Solanaceae
Product: protein FAR1-RELATED SEQUENCE 5-like
Exons: 2
Coding region: 329-1168 (279 amino acids)
Source: RefSeq, a predicted model, not a curated record
UCUAAGGGUCAUUAAUUGUUCAACCAAAAAAGCCUCUUAAACCAUGGUUAAACGCAGAUAAAAGAAAAUCCUAAAAUCCCGCUUCAAAAUUUUCGGAGCUGGUUGCAAGAUAUCCGACAAAAUUGCUGUAGGAAUUUCCUUCUUGUUGGGAAAAAGAUUUUCUUACCAUGGAAAUUAUAUGCUCAAGAGAGGGACGAUGUAAGACUCAGCAAACAGAGAAAAUUAAAUCAUUUGCAAGGCACAACAACAAAAGAUCCGAAAGAAAAAGAAAAUCAGUUGAUGAACAAUUCUUUUUCUUGAGAAGAAGUGACGACACAAAUACAGAUUUAUGGAGAUUGGAUCUAGUCAGUCUCAAAGUGGAUGUAAUGUGCUCAUAAAACUUGGGAUGGAAUUUGAGUCAGAUGAGCAUGCAUAUGAAUAUUACAAUAAAUACGCUGGUGUAAUUGGUUUUAGCGUAAGGAGAGAAUAUGCUAACAAAAAUAAAGUCCGAGGGUACGUGACUUCAAGAAAAUUGGUAUGUUAUAAAGAAGGUUAUAGAGAUAAACACAAACGAGAUACGAUGGUUCAAAAACAUAGAAAUGAAACUAGGACGGGGUGCUUAGCUCAUUUUAGUGUUAGUCGUCAAUCAAAUGGAAUGUUUCGCAUCACUUCAUUUGAAGAGAAACAUAAUCAUCCUCUUGUUCCUUCUUCUUUGGCUCAUAUGUUACCCUCACAAAGAAAGAUAAAAGUUGCUCAAGCAUAUGAAAUUGACUUAUUAGAUGAUUCAGGAAUAUGCCCUAAAGCUUCAUUUGAUUAUGCUGCUCGUCAAGUUGGAGGACAAUCUUUUCUAGGUUACACAAGGAGAGAUCAGAAGAAUUAUCUUCGGGAUAAAAGAAAAGAUAGUUUGAAACAUGGGGUGGCUCGUAGUUUGGUUGAUUAUUUUGAGAAACAAAUACUAGAAGAUCCUGCUUUUCGGUAUUCUUUAGAUCUAGAUGACGAUGGUUUGAUAACUAAUGUAUUAUGGGCUGAUGGAAAGAUGAUAAGAGAUUUUAAGAUUUAUGGAGAUGUUGUGUCCUUUGAUACAACAUAUAGAACAAAUAAAGAGUAUCGACCCUUGGCGUUGUUUGUUGGUUUAAAUAACCAUAGGGAAAUGGUUAUAUUUGGUGCAGCCCUUCUAUACGAAGAGUAA